Molecule: messenger RNA, 1918 nt
Organism: Camellia sinensis
Lineage: Eukaryota; Viridiplantae; Streptophyta; Magnoliopsida; Ericales; Theaceae
Product: hexose carrier protein HEX6
Biological process (GO): monosaccharide transmembrane transport
Cellular component (GO): membrane
Molecular function (GO): monosaccharide transmembrane transporter activity
Source: RefSeq, a predicted model, not a curated record
AUACUGAUAUCUAGCAGUCAAGAUGGACUUCCUCUCUCCUUCUCCUUUAUAGCUUUCUCUCUCUCUCUCUUCUCUGUCUCUCUAUGUCCAUGUGUGUGAGAGAGAAAGAGAGAGGAGAGGGAAAACAUGGCAGUGGGAAUGGCAGUGGGGAGAGAAGGUGGUGGAGGGGACUACAAUGGAAGGAUGACUACAUUUGUUGUAUUGUCUUGCAUGAUGGCUGCCAUGGGAGGAGUCAUCUUUGGCUAUGAUAUUGGAAUUUCAGGUGGAGUGACCUCCAUGGAGUCAUUUCUAAAGAAAUUCUUCCCAGAGGUGUAUACUAGAAUGAAAGAGGACACCAAGAUAAGCAACUACUGCAAAUUUGACAGCCAAUUGUUGACCUCAUUCACAUCCUCCCUCUAUGUGGCCGGACUCAUUGCUUCAUUCUUUGCCUCAUCAAUCACAAAGGCCUUUGGCCGUAAACCAUCAAUCCUUGUUGGUGGAGCUGCUUUCCUUGCCGGUGCAGCCCUUGGUGGUGCAGCUUUUAAUGUCUACAUGCUCAUAUUUGGUCGUGUCUUGCUUGGUGUUGGGGUUGGCUUUGCAAACCAGUCAGUUCCACUAUAUCUAUCCGAAAUGGCUCCACCCAGAUAUAGAGGAGCAAUCAACAAUGGUUUCCAAUUUAGCGUCGGCAUUGGGGCUCUAGCAGCAAAUCUCAUCAAUUACGGUACUGAAAAGAUCAGCGGCGGAUGGGGCUGGAGAAUCUCCCUAGCCAUGGCGGCAGUCCCUGCUUCAAUUUUAACUCUAGGAGCAUUUUUCCUCCCGGAAACACCUAAUAGCCUAAUUCAACGAAGCAACAAUCUUCAACAAGCAAAAUCGAUGCUGCAACGAGUCAGAGGCACUGAAGAUGUCCAAGCCGAGCUAGAUGAUCUCAUAAAAGCAAGUGAUUUAUCAAAAACCAUCAAACACCCAUUCAAGAAAAUCCUGGAAAGGAAAUAUAGGCCUCAACUGGUCAUGUCAAUAGCCAUUCCAUUCUUUCAACAAGUAACUGGGAUCAAUGUCAUCGCUUUCUAUGCUCCAGUUCUUUUUCGGACGAUUGGCCUAGGUGAAAGCGCGUCGCUUAUGUCAGCAAUUGUGACAGGGCUUGUGGGUACAGGCUCAACUUUCAUAUCAAUGUUGAUAGUAGACAAAUAUGGCAGAAGAGCUCUACUCAUAGUUGGAGGAGUACAAAUGUUGAUCUCACAAAUAAUGGUUGGAGCCUUUUUGUUGACUCAGCUAGGGGACCAUGGAGGGGUCAGCAGAGGGUAUGCUCUUGUGGUCAUACUUUCAAUUUGCAUCUAUGUUGCUGGGUUCGGCUGGUCUUGGGGUCCAUUGGGAUGGCUAAUUCCAAGUGAAAUUUUCCCUCUGGAGAUACGAUCAGCCGGGCAAAGUAUCAAUGUGGCAGUGAACUUUCUCUUCACUUUCAUUGUUGCUCAGACUUUUUUGUCCAUGCUCUGCCACUUCAAGUCUUGGAUUUUCUUCUUCUUCGGGGGGUGGGUCGUGGUGAUGACCGGAUUUGUUUACAUGUUUUUGCCAGAGACUAAGAAUGUGCCGAUUGAACAGAUGGACGGAGUGUGGAGGGAACAUUGGUUUUGGAAGAGAUUUGUAGGGGAAGAGAAUGAACUGAGUAAGAAUUCAGAUGCAGGGAAAUGAUGAUCAAGACAGAAAAUGAAAUUCAAUCCUUAGAAUUCAGUUGUUCAAAAAUUUUGCUCUUUUUUUUUUUAUUAUUAUUUUUUUUAACAAAAAAAUAGGGAAAGGAAAUGGCAAAUGAGUAACUCAUCUACCAGGCCAACCCUUGGUCUUGAUGUUGCUCUUUUUCAACUAGCUAGUACACAAUCCAAAAAAUAGUACAUGUUACUAUAUCUACUCAAAGAUCAAAUAAUUCUUAAAUCCAUGUUUAGCUUAA